AUGCGUAACACGUCGGUCCUUUGCUCGGUAAUGCUCGCAGUGUCUUUUUCCACUGCAUUGACCGUCAACCCAACUGAACGUUCCAAUGAGCUUGUCAGGCGCACGCAACUGAGCCACGGAACGUCUUUACCAUUUGGCAAAAUCGACAACCUUUCUUGGCAGUUUAGCGUCUUGUCUCGAGACGAUGGCGGACCGAUUAUUACAUUGGAUGCCGUUACCGAUGGACAAUUGGGACCCCGCAUUAUGAUAAAGAACGGGAUUGCGACGUCACGGGUUGCCCUUCUAUCCGCGUUGGACCGCUUUACCGACCGCACUACGGUCCAUUUCACCUUUGGUCCGAAAGAGAGCCUCAAGUAUGUCAUUAAGGACGCCGCGGACGAGAGUGUACAGCAAGUGAAACGGGCGGUGAAAGUAGCUCGUGUAAUCAAAUUUGGAACUUAUCGUCUUGCGGUUGAUGGAAUGACGAAAUCCUUAGCGUCUACUGGAGAUUUCGUAGACGAGAUUAAGUCGUCGAAGGAUCGGGCCGUCCGAGUAAACGAAUGA
Guyanagaster necrorhizus is the source of this 543-nucleotide messenger RNA. RefSeq lists its product as uncharacterized. Bases 1 to 543 code for a protein of 180 amino acids. The transcript is spliced from 5 exons. The record is from RefSeq and is a predicted model, not a curated record. NCBI's taxonomy places the organism in Eukaryota, Fungi, Basidiomycota, Agaricomycetes, Agaricales, Physalacriaceae.